Molecule: messenger RNA, 3804 nt
Organism: Cylindrotheca closterium
Lineage: Eukaryota; Bacillariophyta; Bacillariophyceae; Bacillariales; Bacillariaceae
Source: the annotation of a GenBank genome assembly
AUGAUGAAUCAUCCACAAUCGAAUCAUUCAAAUCUGCCCAAUUCCUUGAUGAGCAUUGAUGAGUCUUCCGAAAUGAACUCUGAUAAUGAGACUCAAUCCUACGAAGACCAUCUGAAGGCACAGCGUAACUUGCAUCGUCAUUCGUUCCAUCAUUCGCGGCCUACUUCUUCAAGUACCUUCCAUACUGCCGUCCAAGGACCAGCCCCUCCCAGACAAAAGCAGCGCAUGUCCUUGCGUGAGCAAUCGACUGACAGUGCCUAUCAAAAGAAUCUUCAAAGUUUAGCAAGUGCCUUGGGACAACGCAAUUCGAUACUGUCUGAUGCAACCACAACAACAAGCUUAUGGGAUACCGUUUUGGAAUCUGUUCAGGCUGAUGCAACCAAAGCGCAGAAUGAUCAUCAUGACGAUUAUAAUCAUCAUCAUCACGACGAUCAUCAUGGGGAUCAUCAUGGUGGUCAUGGUGGCAAGGUUCCACAUUAUGCACCUCCUAUGCAACGGGUAUUUUAUGGAAAACCCCAAGUGUUGCCUCAUGUCAAUUGGGGCGACUUGUUUUUUGACCUCUUCUUUGUCGCGGCGGCAUACAACCUCGGUUCUUUAUUGAUAUCAAGCCUCAACGAUACAGAUUGGCUCCGGGGUACCGUAUACUUUGUGGGAAUCUUUGGGGCCUUGUUUCAAACCUGGUACAGUGAUUUGGCAUUCUCGUCUCGCUACACGGUACUCGAUCAAGUCCACCACUUGAUUUGGGGCCUGAAAUUCUUUUCCGUGGCUGGGGCCAUGGUCUUUAUUACUCCCAUUUCGCUCAUGGCAGAUGCACAUUCCUUUGAAACAAUUGGUUUCAUUGCAGCCAUCUUAUUCGAAGCCUUGAUAAGCAUGGGCUUGACGAUUGAAGUUUACUUUAAGGCAGUGGGAGACCGAACUCCCAUUGAAAAUCAUUCCUGGAGGACCAUUCAAAAUUAUCACUUGCCUACCGUGGUCAUGUAUACGACUGCUCUAGUGUUGGCAAUUUUGGCAUAUCCCAAGGAUGAGGAUGAAUCUACUUAUGACACUACUGCGGAUUAUUAUGGCAAUUCUGAGAAUAGUACUGCAGCAACGUAUGGGACAAGACGUGAAUUGGCGGCGGCCUCCGAUUUUUCUUGCAGUUCUGGCAGCCGCUUACUGGUAGUCCGUAUGCUGGGGGCUGCGGAAGUGGAAUGUCCUGACGAUGGUCGUCGUUUCUUGGCGGCUGCUGCUGCUACUGACGAUGAUUGCAGUUGUCAUACAGGCGCUCUGCUAGAAAUGAGGGACUUGCCGUUGGGUAUUAUUUGCUUUACUUAUUUCUUCAAUAUUUCCUUUUCGUUGAUGAAAUCUAUGUUCUUGGCCUCCGGAGAUCAGACGAAUAUCCGCGACAGAUUUGUGCCCAACAACUUGGACUAUGUCAUUCAUAGAUAUGGAGAAUGGAUUAUGCUCAUGAUCGGAGAGAGUGUACUGUCUCUAUUGAUCGUCGAAACUAUAGAGUCAUCUGAUUACUUUAUCAUUGCCAGCUUGGGAGUCUUGAAUGUUAUGUGCGUCCAUACCCUGAUCUUUGAAUCUCAACCGAGUACGUCGAGCGGACACGCCAUUUUUCGUUCCUUCAAUGGUCAAUUGACGUUUGGGUUGCUAGUCCAAGUACUUUCGAUGGGUUUGAUUGCCUUUGGAGUUUGUUUCAAGAUUAUGCUGUCUACAGUUUUGGCCGAAGCGAGUUCCUAUGGGCGGCGCUUGGCGGGUUCGGUCAGUGUCAGCAACGAAAUGACAGCUUCCUUAUUUUCCAUCUCGUUGACAGUCGUCUUGAUUUCACUAGAGCUCAUGUUGGUGACGCAUAAGGGUAUGACUGAAACCUUCCAAAGGUUAUGGAAGAACCGAGAUGGCGGUUCCAAAGGUAUCAAUAAAAAGAUUCACAAGCCACUCCUGGCACUCACCAUCGCCAAGGGGGGAUUGAUUAUCUUUGUUGCUACAUUAAGCCAAUGGGAGAACGAAUUGACUGAAAUUUCUUGGAUUGGAUUGUUGGUUGUCUUUGGCAUGCUGGCUUCCCGCGUCAUUGCUUGGGGACUGGUUCACAAGGAAGACGAAAUUCGAGAACUAUUUUCUAAUGGUCUGAAUGCGAUGAUGCCCAAGAAGCAAAAAGCUGGACAUCCAGGUCCAACUUCCCUCAACGACAUUGAAGAAGCAAAUGAUAUUUCUAUGGAGAUUGCGACCAACCGUGAUACUUGGGACAACUUGGACGAUUGUGUUGUAGUAUGUGGCAAAGGAGGCAGUAUCAAAUAUGCCAACAAGACGGCACUGGCUGAAUUUGGUUACACGUCGGAAAACAACAUGAUUGGAAAGAAUAUUGACACUGUGGCCAGCAACCACCAUCGUGAAAACGACCGACGGAAGGCGUUUCAGGAUAUUGGUAAACUGGAAUCCCAUCGUGAGAGUUGGGACGAUUCCAUGGAUAUCGUUGUGGUGAUUGACCGAAAGGGGGUUAUACAAUACGCUAAUUCAAUGACUUUCCAAGAAUUUGGCUACGAUUCAGAAGAAGAACUUGUCGGAAAAGAUAUUUCCGAACUAGUCGGCGGUGGCGAAGCCAUGAAUCACGGUAAUUAUAUGAAAUCAAUGGAAGGGGGCAAGGUUCCUUCAAAGGUGAUUGGGCACCAUCGAGCCUCGUCCAACAAGAGCGGCAAAAAGCGAUUGCUGUACGCCAAGCGAAAGGACGGAACAGAAUUUCCAUGCAUGAUUGGUCUCAAACCGAUUGGGCCCAAUUACAUUGCAGGUUUCAUCAAGAACCUGUCCGACCUGUCAUCAAUACCAAAUUACAAUAAGGAGGAAUUCCUUACUGCCGCAUCUGAGGGAAACGUUGAAGAAGUAAAGCGAUUGCUUGCCCAUUCGACUAGUGUCCUCAGCAUCAACGAAGGAGACUACGACAAGAGAACGGCCUUGCAUCUUGCUGCAGAUUAUGGUCACGAAGAGGUUAUCCAACUGCUUUGUGAAGCUGGCGCUGAUGCCAAUGUGGUAGACAGAUGGGGUAACCGCCCACUCGAUGAUGCCAUCCGGGGCCGACACAGCGACUGCGUUCAUCUCCUUAAAAAGCUUGGGGCCCAGAGAGGCCUCAAACCGACCGUUUCCGAUUUGAUUGCAGCAUCGGCUAAAGGAGCUACUGAUGAAGUAAGAAUCAUUCUAGAGGAAGGAGACGCGGACAUGAAUGGAUGCGAUUACGAUGGACGGACGAGCCUGCACUUGGCAUCUUGCGAGGGCCAUGCACAAGUGGUGGAGGUGCUUUGUGAGGCUGGAUCCAAUAUUGAUGCGACAGACCGUUGGAAUCGAACACCAUUGGACGAGGCCGAGUUGCGCGGAAACAUGGCUUGCAAGGAAAAGCUACUACAUUUUGGAGCCAAAGGCAAGAGCCGAAGUACGGAUUCUGAUACAGAUUCGGAUUCGGUAGGCCUUCCAGAAGUCCUGGAAGAAACCGCAGAUUCAAUCAUUGUCUCCAACUAUGAUGGCGUGAUUCAAAAGUUGAACAGGACAGCAUUAGCGGCGUUUGGAUAUAAAUCUGAUGCAGAGCUUGUUGGUCAUAACAUUACUUUACUUAUGCGGGAUGAAUACGCUGGAAGAAAGAGCUUUGGUGGAAGCCCUCAAACGCAACGAAUAUCACAUGGAAGCCACAAGAGUGGUUCAACGUUUCCCUGCAUUAUAAACGAACGAAAGGACGAACACCGCCAGCUCAUCAUAUCCUACAUUAAGGAUGUCAGUGACUUGACCAUGAGAGGUUCCAUCACCAUCAGCUCAAUAAAUCGACAACUUGCUUCAUAA